AUGGAGCCAACAACAACCACAGCAUUAUAUCGCAAUUACAAUGAGCCUUGGUUUCCCAACAAUUUAUCUUCUUCACAACAAUUGCCACAGGUCCGCGAAUCUGAAGGCAUGCUUAUCGCCACAGCAGCAACAGCAGCCAACGAACGUAGAGGAGGCGGCGGCGCCCAACCAAAAACCAUUAUGAAAUGUUUGCGCGAUCGUACACCCAGCAGUAGUUAUACGCGUUCCAACAGCCAUAUAGCACGUGCCAACGGUGGUCUUGUGUCGCCCAGGCAACAGCCACAACCGCUGCACCACCCACCACAAAGGGAGCCACGGCCGCGUCCCAUUAAAUUAACCCUGCUAAAGUCGUCAAGUACCCGUGAUCUAUCACGUCUUAUGGAACUGGAAAAUGAAGUACCACUAGCUCAAUCCUCUUCGACGGCAAAUCUUUUAAAUAUGACUUCUAGUCCAUCAUCGUUAUCAUCUUCCGCUUCCAAUCAGCAGUGUUCCGGUUCAUGUUUAAAACAAAUACACAGACUUGAACAGCGCAUAAAUAAUUUGGAAUCACUUCUGAAUCAGCAAGAAAUUAAUGCCAUCGAAAUGGCUACGCGGCUUGAAGAAUUCAAUAAAAAAUUGGAUUUAUUUGCAAAGGAAACGGAAAUGCAGCAGCAGCAACAACAACAGUCACCUCAGCAACAACAGAGUAAACGUAAAAAAUCUGGAUCGCCACGAUUUGGUAAAAAGGAGAAUUCCAGUGGCAGUACAUCAGGUGGUGGUGGAAGUGGUGUUGUGCAACCCUCCAAAUUAGUGGCCUGGAUAAAAUUAUCAAAUUUCUGGAAACAACGGCCCAGUAUACAGACAUUAAAGGAACAGAAUAUCUAUAAUGAUGAACCCUGUUUCGAUACGGAAAUUGAAAUGGUACUCAAAGAUGAUGUCCACAGUACAGUGCCAAAAAUCGUUGUCGAUUGUUGUCAAUUAAUUGAAGAUAAAUAUCGUAAAUCCACCGAACCGAUUGAGGGUAUUUAUCGACAAUGCGGAGAUUAUAAUAAAAUGCAAGCGCUACGCUUUAGUAUAGAUGCCAAUGAUUAUAAUGCGCUGAGGCAAUCGAAUGUGGAUAUUCAUACCCUGACAGGGGUAUUGAAGUUGUUUUUGCGUGAAAUCAAAAGUCCCCUGAUAUCGGCAAAUGAAGCCAAAACAUUUAUUGGGAAACCAAAUCAGUGGGUAUUAACAGAUUUACCCAAUAAAUUGGAAAUUUUAAAAAGACUGAUACGUUCCCUGCCCGAGAUCAAUCGAGAUACUUUGGAGUAUUUAUUUGCACAUUUUAAUAGACUCACAAAAGUACCGCUGCAACACAUUAGUGCCGAAACCUUGGCCAUUUCCAUAACACCUUCGAUAUUUCACACAGUCCAGCAGGGAGCUCGAAUGCAGGACAUCCACGCCCUCUUAAAGGAAAGUGAAAUAUUAUCGGAUUGUGUUAAAAUCAUGAUUGAAUAUCAUCAGAAAAUAUUUGAAUGUACCGCUGAUCGUAAACACCAAAAGAAUCGCAUAAGUGUUAGGAAUCUAAAGAAGACAUUAUCACAUCCAGAUUUAUUAUUUCAAAAUUUAUUUUAA
Messenger RNA from Musca vetustissima, 1593 nucleotides. It is a transcript of the gene RhoGAP16F, whose product is annotated as rho GTPase-activating protein 15. Gene Ontology annotation, biological process: signal transduction; regulation of GTPase activity. Lineage: Eukaryota; Metazoa; Arthropoda; Insecta; Diptera; Muscidae. The record is from RefSeq and is a predicted model, not a curated record. Gene Ontology annotation, cellular component: cytoplasm. The coding region runs from base 1 to 1593 and encodes 530 amino acids. The transcript is spliced from 5 exons.